CUUGGGUUUGAGACAAAUGAGAUUGGUAUGGUGCUUGGUAUAGCAUCAUUUCCCAUGCUGGCUCUAAACCUGUUCAUCUACCCACUUCUCAACAGGAUAUUUGGAACUAAAAAGACGUUCAUUAUCUGUGGUUUCAUCAAUGGAGUUCUGAUGACAGUAACACCAGUAUUACAUCUUUUGGAAUCUAGUUCUUCAUCUUUGCUAUGGACAGUCCUACUGAUUGUGAUUAUUCCGCAGAAAAUCAUGACAAGUUGUUCUUUUACUGCUACGUCCCUCUUUGUGAACAAUUCGUCACCAGCCCACAUGGCAGGAUCCGUCAAUGGUAUAGCUAUGACUGCCACAGCUAUCGCAAGAACCUUAGCUCCAACAAUAGGAGGCAGUGUGUUUGCCUGGUCCAUAGGGAACGAUCUUGGCGCACCGUUUGAUGUCAACAUCUCUUUCUUUAUGUUCGGAUUUAUCCUGUGGCUGACUAGUGUCUACAGUUUGUUUAUUCCAGAGUCCCUAAACAGAAAGAAGAAAUAAUCUACCUCAACACAGAGAUAGAGAGGCUUAUACAUGUAUCUGUACAGCAGAUAGUAAAAUGUAGAAACAGGUGUUGCUAUGCUGCUUUUAAAAAAACUGUCUAGCUGGGUACAUAUCUAAAAAGUAGAAUAUUUUUUGCUACAGCUUGUUCAUAUACAUACAUGUGUAUGAUCUGAUUAAUAUAUUUUAGAUAAAAUUGUUGUAUGUGUUUAUAGUACUUAAUAUAAUUAUUUUCAACGAAAAUACUUAUAACAUGCUACAAUUAUUGUAGAUAAUGUACUUUUAAAGAUUUUGUAUAAUUCAUUGAU
Messenger RNA from Saccostrea cuccullata (small rock oyster), 830 nucleotides. RefSeq lists its product as uncharacterized. Gene Ontology annotation, biological process: transmembrane transport. The transcript has 4 exons. Gene Ontology annotation, molecular function: transmembrane transporter activity. The record is from RefSeq and is a predicted model, not a curated record. NCBI's taxonomy places the organism in Eukaryota, Metazoa, Mollusca, Bivalvia, Ostreida, Ostreidae. Bases 28 to 522 code for a protein of 164 amino acids.